AUGUCUCAUAAGCCUCAUCGCACCGACCGCGCGUCUGCACCACCAUCUACAGAUAGACUACAUAGAGACAGCAGUCUCCAAUCCGAGGGCAACUUCACCAUCCCAGUCCCUGAAUUCUCGCAUCCAUCGUCCUCAGCUACAGGCCACCCACUCCAGCCCGGGACAUUGGACCAGAACAGCGCCGUACCGUCCGUCUCGCUGGCAAUCCUCCUCAACCAGCUACACGUAGCUAUCAAAAACGACCAACUCCGACUUGAGCGGGCCGCUGCUGCCGUAAGCUCCGCACGCGUCACAAUUCAGCUCGAGAUAGACACACGUGAUGUCCUCGCGCGGGAGACGCAAAAAGCCCAGGCUGGCAGAGACGAGGCGAAGAAAGAGCUGGAUAGGGCGAGGGCAUUUCAUGAGUCAGUUCAGCAGUGCUGUACUCAGGCUGGAGCAUCAGCGGCCGCUACCCAGACCCUUGCGCCCCUUGAAGCUGAGGUGCAGUACCGCACGAGAGAUCUAGAAGGGUGCGAGGCACGAGUUCAGAACGUCAAAGCGCGACUCCAAGAGAAGGAGGACAUUCUUAAAGAUUUACGUACCAGCCUUGCAGAGGCAGAGAAGGUGGUCGAAGAGGCGCUAUCACGCGUUCAAAGGGCCGAGCUCAAGGCUAGGAGUAGGCACUUGGCUGAAGGGAUCUCAAGGCUUCUUGAGCUAGCAGCACAAUUGCGCCCCAACAAUACGCGCUAG
Molecule: messenger RNA, 729 nt
Organism: Coniosporium apollinis CBS 100218
Lineage: Eukaryota; Fungi; Ascomycota; Dothideomycetes
Exons: 1
Coding region: 1-729 (242 amino acids)
Source: RefSeq, a predicted model, not a curated record